AUGAAGUCAAAAAUAAACUAUAAAGAUGAUUGGAUCGUUGAUUAUGGCUGCUCCAAUCAUAUGACCAAUGACGAGAAGAAGCUGGAAGACAUAGAUGAAUACAAAGGAAGAAGAGUAGUGUUAAUGGCCAAUAAUUCAAGGUUUUCUAUUUCUUAUAUAGGGAAGAUAACACUUCCAAAAGAAGGCUCUCACCAGCUCCAACUUGAGAAGGUGUAUCUUGCACCUGGUUUAAAGAAGAAUCUAUUGCCAGUGCCACAAUUAACAACAAAAGGGAAUUACGUGCUCUUUGGGCCUAAAGAUGUAACUGUAUUCAAGAGAAUUAAGGUGGUUGGUAAUCCAAUUAUGACAGAAAGAAGAAUAGAGUCAGUUUAUAUGUUGUCUGCAGAAACAACAUAUAUGGACAAAACUCAUAAAAAUGAAAUGGGUGAUCUUUGGCAUGAACAUCUUGGGCACAUGAGUUACAACAAGUUAAAGGAGAUGAUGAAGAGACACAUAGUGAAAGGGCUUCCUCAACUAGAUAUUUGGACAUAUACAAUAUGUGUUGGAAGUCAAUUUGGAAAAGCUCACUAA
Hibiscus syriacus is the source of this 570-nucleotide messenger RNA. RefSeq lists its product as uncharacterized. The coding region runs from base 1 to 570 and encodes 189 amino acids. The record is from RefSeq and is a predicted model, not a curated record. NCBI's taxonomy places the organism in Eukaryota, Viridiplantae, Streptophyta, Magnoliopsida, Malvales, Malvaceae. The transcript has a single exon.